UAGGAUCAAACAGAUCGAUUGGUUAUAACUUGAAAAUAAAUAAUAAAGAAGUAAGUUAAAAUUUUAAUUUAAAUUUUAAUCAAAACCUUCACGUGAAUAACAAAAUGAGUGAUGGUAAGAAUAACAUCUCUGAAGAAUCAAUAAACAAGAAAAUUGAAAAGUAUCAGGAAGCGUUCAAAAUACUGGAUAACUUGAUCAAGAAAUUUCCAACUGAUCCAACUAAGGAAGAACUUGAGAUCCUGCAAUUAAAUAUAGCAGAUAAUGAAGAAAUUAUCAAAGAUGUAGCAGCCAAUUUAUCACAAUGGGAAAAAUUGAAGAAGAAAAAUAUUAAAUUGCCAAGUUCAACAUUGUUGAUCAAUAUGAUCGAGUCAAUUAAAAUCAUGAAGCAAAGAAUAUCCAAAUUCAUGAACGAAUUUAAUGAAUUGUUAGGAAGAGAAACAGAAAUAACAGAUGUUAAAUUAUCUGAAGUAAAGAAUAACAUGACGGAAAGAUCAAGAAGAUUGCAAGAAAAUAUGCAAAUGGAAGAUUUUAUUAAUCAAUCAAUUGGAACUAGUAGGAAUCCAACAACAAGUGAAUUAUUUCCAAGACAAAUUCAAGAACAAAAUAAGUAUCAAACAUUUCCAAAAUCAAUCUUUUCGCAUUCCACUCCUUAUCAACCUGGGUCUGGAACAAGAUUUGUAACGACACCAAAUAUCACGCCAGAACAAAGCCAUGAAAAAACAGAAAUAGCACAAUUGAAAGAACAAGUAAGUCAAUUGACGAAUUUAAUCCAGAACAAUUUUGGAUGGAUGUCAGCACGGCAAUUUGAACAACAACAUCAAUCUACAUCUAAUGCUGGAAAUUACUGUCCACCUAGAAUGCCAAAUCGAGAACCUCCUAUUGUUGACGCAUGGUAUAGACCAAUGCAAAUGCCACCAAUAGAUUAUUCAAGAACAUUCAAAAUCAAAGAAGUUGAUUAUAUUCCAAAAUUUGAUGGUAAAGCAAGAAAUUUUAAAUCGUUUAUUAAAAUGUUUUCACAAGUAGUCGGGGUAACGCCGAUAUCAGAUGAAUACAAAAUAAUGCUUUUGAAACAAAAACUGGAUGAAUACAGUCAAGGAAUAAUUCUGGGGGCUGAGGAAUAUAAAACAGCAUAUGCAAGACUUGUAAAAGAAUAUUGUGAUCCAACUAUAAUUCAAGAAGAUGUAAUGAAAGAAAUAGAAGCAAUACCACCGUUAAUGAAUGUAAUGGAUAGCAAACAAAUGAGGAAAAAUCUUGGUAUAAUUCAACAUCGUUAUGAAGAAUUAAAAAAUGAUCCAGUUCAUCAACAGUUUUUGGAAAGAAAUUUCUUCUUAGAAAUUUGUAAGAAAUUCCCACAAGUUAUUGCUGAUAGAUCAAACGAAUAUACGGGAAGACCCGAAAGAAUAAAUCAAUAUUUAAAAGAUGCAGAAAUGUUUAUUGAUGGUUGGAGGUAUAUGAACAAGCAACCAGAAACAACAAAAAGUCGAAUUAAUAGAAAUAUUCGUUCAGAAACAAUAAUUAUUGAAGAAAUAGAACCAAAUAUCACAACAACAAAUAGAAAUAGAAUACAAAGUACAACAUUUACCAACAGAUUUAAUCAACAAAGAAAUGUUAAUAAUGUGCAGAGGAAUAACAGUAAUAAUCAAAACCAAAGAGCACCUUUUACUGGCAGAUUUGGUCAACAAAGAAAUGUUAAUACAGCACCAAGGAAUAACAGUAAUAAUCAAAACCGAAGAGCACCUUUUACUGGCAGAUUUGGCCAACAAGGGAACGUUAACAUAACAUCAAGAGAUAACAACAAUUUACAAAAUAAUAAUGAAACAAAGGUAUGCAGAAUUUGUGAUCAACUACAUUCAUCACGUAAUUGUCCAUUAACAAUUGAAGAAAGAAAACAAGAAAUAUUAAGAAAGAGGUUAUGCUACAAAUGUCUUAGUCAUAAUCAUAUAACUAAAGAUUGUCCAAUGAAAAAGGGAUGUUACCAAUGUGGAGGAAGCCACUCCUAUUUAAUUUGUUAUCAACAACCAAAUGCGAUACAAAGAAUUGAAGCUGCCCCAUUAAUACAGCACCAACAACCAAUAACAGUACAAAGAAUUGAAGCUGCCCCAUCAAAUCAAACAAAUAGUGUAAAUAAUACCAAUACAGAAGUAAAAGAAUUAAUAUUAUUUAAUCAACCACAACAGUUAUCCUGACUAAAAACACCAGGAUUAACUAAAAUCAAAAUAUUACUAAAUAAGAAACCCUGUGAAGCUCUUUUUGAUAGUGGUUCUACUCAUAGCUUCAUUAACCAACAAAUAAAAGAACAAUUGAAAUUACAAUGGGUAGAACAAGGGGAAAUUAUUGUUAAUCAAGCAACGACAAAAACAACAGCAAUUGGAAUCGUGAAAAUUGAAGUCCAAAUUGGGGUUAUGAUCAGAAAUCAUUUAUUUUAUGUGCUACCAAUAAACCAUGAAGUAAUCAUAGGAGUCGAUGCUAUGAAGAAAUUUCAAAUUUAUCAGACAUACUAUUUCUCAAGAAAUCCCGAUCCAGAAAUUAAUAUCUUAUCCUUAAGAAAAUUGGAAGAGUUGCACGAACCAUUGAUGAAUAAUUUACCAAAAGGAUGUAUUAAACAAAACAACUUUAUCAUGAAGACAAAUAAUGAAAAAUCCAGAUACUAUUUGCCAAAAGAAAAUGCAAUAGAAGAGAUGCAAAGAAUCCAUGUUGAAAAAGGACAUCUCGGAAUAAUCAAGACAUUACUUCAUUUUGCAACUAAGUACUAUGCGAUAAAUCAAAAUCAAUUAGCAACAGAUGUUGUAAAUGGAUGUGAAGUAUGCAAAAAAGGCAAAAAGCAGAUUAAGAAAUUGGGAAAAAUUGGUCAAAUUGGUCCGGCAACAAAACCAUUUGAAAUAAUACAUAUUGACACCAAAGGAGGUUUUUCAGAUCCAAAGAACAAAUUAAGAUAUUGUCACUUAGCUAUUGAUAUGUUCUCACGAUACGUGUGGGCAAAAACAUCAGAUGGACAGAUGGCAAAGGACUUUAUCAAAUUAAUAGAUCUGAUUAAACUAGAUGGUAAACCAGAAACAAUAGUAACUGAUCGAUAUGGUGCGUUAAAAUCAGAAGCACUGAAACAAAAACUAAUAUCAGAAAAUAUAAAACAAAUAUUCACACCAACAGCCCAUCCACAAAGUAACGGCAUGGUGGAAAGAAUCGGGCAAACUUUAGUAGAAAAAUUGCGGUGUAAGAAAAUUAUUGAACCAACAAGAUCUUGGUCUGUUUUAGCAAAACAAGCUAUAGAAGAAUACAACCUCACCAUCCAUUGUUCAACAGGUUAUACACCAGCAUACUUACUAAAAGGUUAUGAUCCUGAAAAACUAUAUGAAGGAAAGGAUCUAGCAGUAAUUAGAGAAUUGGCAUUUACAAACAGCCAAAAUGCUCAUAAAGAAGCAAUUAAAAGAAUAAACAAGAAACAAAAGGCAAUGAAUUUUAUAGAAGGGGAUUUGGUAUACGCAAACUUGGCUGAUGAAUUGAAUAAAGAAAAACUAGAUCCAGUUUUCCAAGGACCGUUCAAAAUAUGUAAAGUAAUAUCGGAACGAAUGUAUGAAAUACAACUGCCCAACAGGAUUGAACGUGUUCACAUCGGAAAGUUGAAGCCUUACCAUCCACCUAUCCAACUAUAAAAGUGAAAGUGAAAGUGAAAGUGAUCAACAAUAGUGAUUUUUGUUUUUGUUUUUGUUUAUUUUCUUUUAGAAUCAACAAAAGUGAAUAUUUUAAAUAUUGUGAAUAAAACAAAGUGAAGUGACAUCAAAAUGAAUUCCAACA
Dermatophagoides pteronyssinus (European house dust mite) is the source of this 3792-nucleotide messenger RNA. RefSeq lists its product as uncharacterized. NCBI's taxonomy places the organism in Eukaryota, Metazoa, Arthropoda, Arachnida, Sarcoptiformes, Pyroglyphidae. The record is from RefSeq and is a predicted model, not a curated record.